Chelmon rostratus (copperband butterflyfish) is the source of this 2015-nucleotide messenger RNA. RefSeq names its product cytosolic thiouridylase subunit 2 homolog (S. pombe) (gene ctu2). The transcript has 16 exons. Gene Ontology annotation, biological process: tRNA wobble position uridine thiolation. Gene Ontology annotation, molecular function: sulfurtransferase activity; tRNA binding. The record is from RefSeq and is a predicted model, not a curated record. Gene Ontology annotation, cellular component: cytosol. Lineage: Eukaryota; Metazoa; Chordata; Actinopteri; Chaetodontiformes; Chaetodontidae. Bases 314 to 1846 code for a protein of 510 amino acids.
GCCAUGUUUGAAGCAGAGGUAUGAGACAGUCGAGCACGAAGUUUUAUAAAGUAAAUAUUUAACGACAUAAUAGCUUAACGUAUAGCAGUCGGUGAUAUUUUAGAGAGGCUGUAACAUUCUGUGUCGAGUCUCAAAUCUCAGCGCUCCUUCAAAGUAGGUUUCGGGACUUUCUCUUGGUGAAAAGAGCCUCAGUUGUCGAGAUUUCAGUGUUCUAUAAGUUCAGCUCGGUGCUACUGUCAAACCUGUUUAUUUGUUCAUUAGCGAACUAAACCCUGCGAUUAGACCCAGUAGCCCGCUGUUAGCCACCUUCUCAAUGUGCCAGGUGGACGAAGACUACCAUGAUCAGCUGGAGCACAGCGACGUGCCCAGCGUUUCCAAGAAAUGUGUCAAAUGCAAAGACGCGACUGCAGCUGUGGUCAUCAGGGCUGGAGACCCAUACUGCAGGGGCUGUUUCAAGGAAUACUUCAUUCAUAAGUUCAGAGCCAUGCUGGGCAAAAAUAGGGUCAUUUUCCCUGGAGAGAAGGUGCUGCUGGCUAUAUCUGGAGGUCCUUCUUCCUGCUCAAUGCUCAGUCAAGUCCAAGAGGGUUUGAGUCAGAAUGCUCACAAGAAGUUGAGAUUCUUACCUGGCAUCGUCUACAUUGAUGAGGGGGCUGCUGCUGGUCAGUCUGUGGACGAGAGACAGAGGACGGUGGCUGAGCUGCAGGCUGUGUUCAGAGCCACUGGUUUCCCCUUCCACAUCGUUCCUCUGGAACAGGUUCUACACCUUCCAAGCUCAGUUGUGAUGACGACCCCAUCGCCCUCAGAGCGACCAGCCAGUGCCUACAAAGCAGCUGUGGAUCACUUCAUCCAGGGCAACAGCAGUGGCUGUUUGACACCACAGGAACAGGAGGAAACAGCACUACCUGAUGUUCAGGAGUCCCACACACAGUUACUGCAGCAGCUGAUCGGCUCUGCCAAGACACCGACGGCCAGAGAAGACCUGCUGAACACAUUAAGGCAGCAUCUACUGGUGCACACAGCACGUACUGAAGGCUACAGUAAACUGAUGCUGGGAGACAACUGCACCAGGCUGGCUGUUAAACUUCUAACAAGUAUAUCACUGGGCAGAGGAGCACAGCUGGCUCAGGACACGGGUUUCUCAGACUCCAGGUAUGGUGACAUAACAAUAGUGAGGCCAAUGAGGGAUUACUCAGCUAAAGAAAUAACUGACUACAAUCGUAUGUUCAGUGUGCCCUCUGUUACACCAAGCCUGGACACGAAGACAACAGACAAGGCCAGCAUCCAACGUCUGACAGAGAGCUUUGUCACUAAACUGCAGGCAGACUUUCCCUCUACUGUCAGCACCAUCUACAGGACCAGCGAGAAGCUGCAGACAGCGUGUCAGAGCUCCUCCACAGCUGACCACUGCGACAGAUGUCUGCUCUGCAUGUGCGCCUUGGAUAAAACUGUUGAGAAUGCUUCAGCCUUCCAGGCCACAAUGAUCUCUGAGCAGCUCUCCCAGAAUAAAUUCCCAGGAGCUACCAGUGCUGAGAUUCUGAGACAAAACCAAGCUCCAGUGGAGCCAGAAUCAAGUGCUCCCACUGUGCAGUGCUGUUCCUCUGGAAGAGGAGAGGAUUGUGGGAGAGCAGUGACUGAUGGAGGCUGCUGUUCUUCUGGCAAAGUACCAGAGACAACCGAUCUGAAAAGCCUGUUGUGUUACAGCUGUCAGCUGACCAUCAAAGACAUGUCGUCAGUGGUCAGUCUCCCACAGUACAUCCUGUCAGAGGCUCAGAGGAGGCAGAGGAGGUCUCAGAUGAGAGAGGAGAUCAGUGAGUUCCUGUUGGAUGAUGGCGAUGAAGGUGAUUAAAGGGAGGAGGCCAAGUCUGAUGACACAGAAGUGCAUUUCUGGAUGUUAAUCAGCAGCAGUCCACUCGCUAAACUCACGGAGUUAAUACCAAAACUGGGCAUAAUGUUCAUAUCCCAGUGUCUUAAUUGAUAUUUAAAGGCUGUUUAAUAAAACUGAAAUGUGUGCUGUA